Teleopsis dalmanni is the source of this 1214-nucleotide messenger RNA. RefSeq lists its product as uncharacterized. The coding region runs from base 53 to 1072 and encodes 339 amino acids. Gene Ontology annotation, cellular component: nucleus. The transcript has 3 exons. The record is from RefSeq and is a predicted model, not a curated record. Gene Ontology annotation, molecular function: RNA polymerase II cis-regulatory region sequence-specific DNA binding; DNA-binding transcription factor activity, RNA polymerase II-specific; protein dimerization activity. NCBI's taxonomy places the organism in Eukaryota, Metazoa, Arthropoda, Insecta, Diptera, Diopsidae. Gene Ontology annotation, biological process: mesoderm formation; regulation of transcription by RNA polymerase II.
ACAAAAUCAGAUUUUUUAAUUAAAUUAAAUUAAACAAAAAAACCUAAAAAUAAUGACAGAUCACUUAUUAAGCGCAACUGUCGACGAACCGCCGGCGCUUUUAUCAAAUAUUGCCGUAAUCGCGCAAGCCGACGGUAGUAGUUCUUAUAGUGAUAAUGAUUAUCAAUCGGAAGCUGAAUUAGAAAGACCUGUUCUUCUAGAACUCGGUACGAAACCUAACCCAACGGCUAGUCCAUCUCUUGGUGCCUACAAUUCAAUUAGUGAUUAUCGUUUGAAUAUGCAUCUUCAAGAUAUAAAUAGCACACCUACAUAUUUAACAACACAUUCCACUCCAGGAUAUGGGACUAAUGGCGAAAAUAGUACACUACCACUUGUUGCACAAUUAUCCAGCUUGUACACCAAUCAUUAUGCACAACCACCCAUGCCAACAACAACUACAAUAUCACCAUUAGGUGCUUCAAGUUUGGCUUCAACCCUGUCAUAUACAUCACAUAUACCGCAAACAGUGUCCUCUUGGCCAACAGCGGAUAUGGAAAUGAAAUCAGCAACGGAAGUUGUGCCACCACCUAUGUACGUGUCUUAUAUUAAUGCUAAGGAACACACAAUUGCAAAGGAUAUUAAUCCUUCAUGGAAGGAGAAAGCUUUACAAUUGGAAAAAGAUUAUAAAAAGACUGCAUGCGAUAGAGAACGUACCAGAAUGCGUGAUAUGAAUAGAGCUUUUGAUUUAUUAAGAUCAAAAUUACCAAUAUCAAAACCGAAUGGAAAGAAAUACUCAAAAAUAGAAAGUUUAAGAAUUGCCAUCAACUAUAUCAAUCAUCUUCAACAAUGUCUACAAGAAGAAAUGCCAGUGAUAUCGACUAAUGGUGGCAAUAGAAUGGAUGAUUCAAGCCUUAAUGGCACAGAUUAUUGCGAUGAUAUGGAUCCUCGUCGAAAAGCUUUUCCACCAUUCCAUUAUGAACGCAAGAAAACAACAUUUAAGUCCGACAGAAAUGUGGAUGAGUCACACUCUUAUAGUAAUGGGCUAUGGACUGAUAAUGGUUACAUACCUAAUGGUCAUGAAAAAUGGGAAUAAAGUAGUAUAAAUAGAGUAGAAUAAAUAUAGUUAACCAAAGAAGAAAAUUCCGCUUUACCUACAUUUCAUUGACUGAAGCUAAAAAAAGGGAUUUUCAAGGAUAAGUGCAAUUUCGGUACUGAAAAUAUAAUAUAUGUAGGUA